Molecule: messenger RNA, 2247 nt
Organism: Belonocnema kinseyi
Lineage: Eukaryota; Metazoa; Arthropoda; Insecta; Hymenoptera; Cynipidae
Exons: 4
Coding region: 1-2247 (748 amino acids)
Molecular function (GO): catalytic activity
Source: RefSeq, a predicted model, not a curated record
AUGGACAUCAGGCCAGAUUCUGCAGGGGGCCAGAUCGCAGUGGUCUGUGAUACAAAUGUGGCAUGGGCGGACACAGGGCAAAUGUCUAUAAGCAUUAGACCAGGCGAAAACCAAACAGGCAUGGCAAGAUUUCUCCAGGCCAAUAUGCACAGAAGUGAAGAGGCGAAUGAUCUAUUAGAUCAAAUAGUUCCCGAGAAAAAAAUCAACCUCCUGAUCAUCAGUGAGCAAUAUAGGAAUAGGGACUCCCCAACAUGGUACUCGGACAACCGUGGCCCAGCACCUAUAUGGGUGCGAAAUUCAAUAGGAAUACCGGUUGAAGACCAUAGCUCUAGAGACGGUUACGGCUGGAUCAGGAUCAAAGGAGUCACUUAUGUAAGUUGCUACCUCACUCCGAACAAGAGCAUCCAGGAUUUCCAGGAAAAACUCGAUCUACUUGAGGACACUUUACAGGAAGCAGGAGGAAGAAUAAUGACGGCCGGAGAUCUCAACCCAAGGGCGGUGGAAUGGGGAAUGCGCAAAACAGACCCGCGAGGAAAGCGUAUUCUGGAGAUGGCUGCAAGACGUGGACUGCUAGAGAUGAACACCGGCAAAACAUCAACUUUUAGACGAGCCGGCAAUGUAGGGACGAUCCCGGACAUUACUCUGGCUUCGGAAGAAGUGGCCCCUCUUAUGGUGAACUGGCAAGUCUUGGAGGAUUAUACCGGAAGUGAUCACCAGUAUGUCAAGUUCACUAUGAAAAAAAGCCUAGGUGUUAAGAUACAUAAGUGUAAGCGCAACGGCUGGAAUGUGUCUAAAAUGAACAAGGACAAAUUUUCCCUGGCGGUAACCAGAGGGCAGAACAGCCUCAUGGAGAGAUCUGACAUGGAAGCGGAAGCAACUAUGGAAGCUACUAUGCAGAUCAUAAACCAAGCCUGUGAAGCCUCGAUGCCUCGAAAGAAGAGGUACAGAAACAUGGAUGCCGCCUACUGGUGGAACGAAGAAAUCGCCGAACUCCGAAGGGAGUGUAUAAUAUGCAGACGGACAGCCACCAGAAAAAGGGCAACAGGUGUUCAGACAUACAAGGCAGCCAAGAAGGAACUGAACAAGGCGAUAAAAAAGAGCAAAAGACAGAGCUGGGGGAAGCUACGAGAGGAAGUGGAUGAUGAUCCUUGGGGUUUGGGUUACAAAAUAGUAACCCGAAAACUCGGUUCCCUAUCUGCUAGCGCAUCAAUGGGAGCGGAAACUAUGAGGCACAUCGUCGACGUACUCUUCCCGACGCAUCCGGUGAGAGAGAAAGAUUUCUAUGAAACCCCUCUAACGAACAUUCCAUUCUUCACUGAGGAGGAAUUAAUAAUAGCCGUAACCUCUCUUAAAAACAAAAAAGCGUCAGGACCCGACGGAAUUCCGGCGGAAGUCUUGAAAGCAGUAGCACGCGUCUGCCCGCAGAUCCUACUUUAUAUGAUGAAUGCUUGCUUAGCAGCCGGCAUUCUUCAUAAACAGUGGCAGGUCCAAAAAUUAGUGUUGAUUAGCAAAGGGAAAGGAGAUCUGAAUUCCCCAUCAUUAAUAGAUCUAAAUUUCCCAUCAUCAAUACACAUAGAAGAAAGCCGCUAUACCAAGAAGGUUGAUCUUCUGGCAACCCUGGAUGUCAAUAACGCCUUCAACUCGGCCAGGUGGGCUGAGACGAUCACAGCACUGGAGAGGUUCCAAACACCAGAGUAUCUCAUGCGUAUAUUGAGAGACCCAAAAAGGAAGAAAAUUACAUCCGGAGCUGCGCAGGGUUCAAAAAUUAGAGAUGCCGGAGGAUACGUACCUGUCGAGACAUACAUUCCCUUGCAGAUACCCACGGAAGUAGGAUCAGUAGUUACCACAACGAAGGCAGCCAUAAAACAUCGGGGCAUCUGGAUGGAUAACCGGCUGUCUUUCCAUAAGCAACUGAAGCAGGCAGCAGAUAAGGCAGCAAGCGUAACAUCGGCACUCAGUAUACUUAUGGUCAACGUGAGUGGCCCAAGACCAAGCAAGCGCCGGCUGCUCAUGACAGUGGCUCAGUCCAUAAUGCUCUACGGAGCUGAAAUAUGGGCUGACGCUCUCAAAAAGAAAACACACCGUAAACUCCUGGCAGUGGUGCAGCGAAGAGGCGCGCUCAGAAUUGCGUGUUUUUAUCGAACGGUGUCCGAACCAGAGAUUGUAGUAAUUGCAGGGACGAUACCGAUAGAUCUUUUGGCCCAGGAGAAGAAGAAAGUCUUCCUCAGGAAGACGGAAGUCACAUAG